This is a messenger RNA of Aplosporella prunicola CBS 121167, 3547 nucleotides long. RefSeq lists its product as uncharacterized. Gene Ontology annotation, molecular function: transcription coregulator activity. Lineage: Eukaryota; Fungi; Ascomycota; Dothideomycetes; Botryosphaeriales; Aplosporellaceae. Bases 178 to 3204 code for a protein of 1008 amino acids. The record is from RefSeq and is a predicted model, not a curated record. The transcript is spliced from 2 exons. Gene Ontology annotation, cellular component: SAGA complex. Gene Ontology annotation, biological process: regulation of transcription by RNA polymerase II.
CCCAACCGCUCACCAUCAUCCACUCGACACCGGCUUCUCGCCACCCUCGCCCAUUCCAUUCACAUUCGCUACGCACUCCAACGCUAUCGUAUCCUCCCGAGACGCCGCGCGCCCUUCGCUCUACUCCCGCGCACGACCUGUUCGACCUUGCCAUGUCGCAUUAGCCGUACCCCUGAGAUGGCGACCAUGAGCGGUCCCUCGCGCCCCUCGCAGGCCCUGCGCCAGCGCCGCGAGUCCCAACGUCCCUCACAGCUGCGGAGCAGCACGCGCAUCGCGGCGAACGACAAUGGGGACGCCGAUGCCGCCACCAAGGUGCUGACCAUGCCCUACGUCUUGACCGAGGAAUACAUUCUCAAAAAGUUCAAGGGCAGCCCGCCCUCGCUCAUCAUCCACCUGCAUCAGCACCAUUUCCGCUUCGAGCACCAGGAUGGCAACUUUCCCUACAACUCGCCAAUGCGCCCGCUGUUGCAAAACAUCCGCGAGGGCACCGUGCCGCACUUUAUGUUGGAAGAGAUGCUGAGGGGUGGGGUCCAUUUCUAUGACGGUUGCCUGAUAGUCCAACUCGUCGAUCACCGCUCGGUGGAUGCCAAAGUCCAGACCACAGUUGCCGCUGCCAGCACAGCCAAGGGCAAGAAGGCUGCGCCCUUCUCCAUCCACAACUAUAACAAUUUCAUAACUCCCUCGCCCUUUGUCCCGUACCCGUCACCUCCCACCUCCGAGUCAGAAGAAUCGCCGCCUCCCAAGGCGCCUGCUCCGCCUGAAAACAAAGCAAACGCGGCUGCCGAAGAGGCCGCCAAGGCCAGCAAAACCCCAAAAAUAUCCACCAAGGUUCUCUUCCCGACGCAGCUCAGCUUGCAGACGGAAAUCGAGCUGCUCGCCACCACGCCCAUGCCCGACCCGUCGAUUCGGAGGCAACAGGUGCGUGCGGCGCAAACACCGCUGUCGGCUCACCCUGCGACACCUUUAACGCCGGUGCCUCCCACGCCAUCCUCGGCUCGUGGGCCUCUCGCAAAGCGGCAAAAGAUGAUCCUCGACGAGCACAGCACUCACACAUUCGAAGCCGAGGUCGUCAAUUCCACAGCCCCGGCCCUCUUCCUCGAGCCUGCAGUCGACAUGGCCGAGAGUCAAGACGUCAUCGAGGCAACCAGCCAUCCAAUGAACAAGAACCCUCCGCCAGCGCCAAAGACGCGCAAGCGCACCACGGCCGAGCUGGCUGCGGACGAGGCGCAAUUCGCGGCGGAUCAGGCCUACAUGCUGUUCAUGGACAAGCCGUCGACGAAUGCCAAUGGGCAGAGCGAGGGCGAAAGCCUCCGCAGCGGAGCCGCCUUCGAGCCCCGCUUCUCGCGCUUCAAGACGUUGGAGAACAUCAAGAUUGCGCACGAAGAAAACGAGCGGGUCAAGAAGGAAGAGGAAGCGCGCCAGGCGGCGGUGCGCAAGCAACAGCAAGAAAUGGAAAACAGCAGACGCAGAGAGGCCGAAAAUGCCCAGCAGCAGGCCGAGCAGGCUAGGCUCGUCGCCCAGCGCCAGCAGGCCAUGCACCAAGAGCGGAUGCGCCAGCAAGCGGCUGCCGCGGCUCAAAAUGCUGGCGGUGGCAUGAUUGGCACGCCGCAACACCCGCAGUUCUCGCAGCCCCCGCAAAACUCGCCCAUGCUGCGGCAGCCGACGCCCAUGCAGCAGGCGUCUCCUGUAAUGAACGCCAACGCCGUCGCGGCGCACGCUCUCGGGGGCGUCCCGAUGGUGCCAACGACAUCCAGCCAAGCGGGCAGCCCCCAGCGGCCGCCGUCGGCCGUGCCGCCGCCCAUGGCGAGGACCAUGUCCCGGCAGCAGAGCAGCCAGCACCCCGGCAGCGCACACGGCACGCCACAGAUGAUCCAGGGCACGCCGCAGAUGGGCCAGGCGGUGCCGGUAACGCGCCACAUGACGCCACAGCCGGGCCGGGUGAACCAGCACGGCAGCCCGGUGGGCGGCAUGCAACCCACGCCGAUGAUGAUGCACACACCGCAGAUGAUGCACACACCGCAGAUGAUGCACACACCGCAGAUGCCGCAGGGCAUGACGCGCGAGCAGAUGAUCCACAUGCAGCAGUUGCGUGCGCGACAGAUGCAGCAAGCGGGCAUGCAUGGGUCGCCGGCCAACCUGAAAAACAUGCCGCCCGAGCAGCUGCAGGCGUUACAGGCGCAGCGCAUGGCGCAGGCGCAGGCGCAGAUGGUGGCUGCGCAGCAGCAACAGCAACAGCAACAGCAACAACAACAACAGCAACAGCAGCAGCAACAACAGCAACAACAACAGCAGAACCACUCCAACAGCGGCACGCCCACAUCGGCGUACAACGCGCAGUUGGCGGUGCAAAUGCGCAACCAGAUGGCGUCGUCGGCGUCGCCGAACCCGCAGCAACAACAGCAGCAGCAGCCGGGUCAACAAGGCCAGGGCCAGCAAGGCCAGGGCCAAGGGCCACAGCAGCGCCCGCCCGGUGCAGGCGGCGUCCCGCCAAACCUCGAGCCGCACCAGGUGGCAGCGCUGCAGGCGCGCAAGCGGCAGCAGAUGAUGCUGCAGCGCAUCACGAUGCACUUUGCAGGGCAGGUGCCACCGCAGCUGCAGAGCAUGAUCCGCCAGGGGCAGCUGUUACAGGUGUUCCACAUGGUGCAGCAGCAGCAGCAGGGUGGCGGCAUGGGCGGCAUGGGCGGCAUGGGUGGUGCAGGCAUGGGCCAGCUGAACAUGGGCGGCACCGCAACGACAGGCGGCGGGAUGGGCAUGGGCAUGGGCGGCGUGACAGCGGGGACGGGCGCGGGCGGAGGAGGAGGGGGAGCCGGCGCGGGCGCCACAGCCGGAGGAGGAGGCGGCGGCGCCAACAACAUGAGCAUGCAGCAGAUGCAGAUGAUGCGGCAGAUGCAAGCGCAAGCCCAGGCCGCUGCCCAAGCACAAGCAGCCGCGCAGGGAGGCGGCGGCGGCGGCGGCGGAGGCGGCCCCGGCGGCCCUGGCGGCGGCGAUCCCCAGGCCCAGCAGCAGUAUAUGGCGCAGUUGAUGCAGCAGCGGCAUCGCAUGAUGGCUGUCCAGCAGCAGCGCCAGCAGCAGGCUGCUGCUGCUCAGGCUCAAGCUCAAGCUCAAGCGCAGGCCCAAGCGCAGGCCCAAGCGCAGGCUCAGGCCCAGGCCCAGGCGCAGAUGGGUAUGGGUAUGGGAGGGGGGAUGUGGAGGGGAGGUGGGUGAUUUGAUUGUUGGUCUGGAGUGAUUGAUGAGGAGGGGCGGGGUGGUGAUGGCGGAAAAGACCUAUUGCUGAUUUUUUAUUUUGGGUUUGGGUUUGGGUUUGGGUUUUGCAUGCAUGCAUGGUUUAUGGGGUUGGGAUGGAUGGGAUAGGUUUGGACAGGGGUGGGUUGUAUGAGUACGUACGUCCGUGAGGUACUUAUGAGUAUGGAUGGGUAUUGGUAGGAGGUGGUUCUGAGUGAUAAGAGACAGACGUAAUGACAGAACUGCAUGUUAAUAACCUACUCACCUCGGCUCCCACCAACACUCACGCCCAGAGACACAACACCCUCAGGCAACCAGGCCCAUA